AACUGUGUUUUAUUUACAAACGUGAUGCCGGCUGUUUUAAAGUACCGUUCCCAGCUGUUUUAAGUCUUUUUUUUUGUAUUUUUUUUUUUUUGCUCUGUUUCUCGCCUAUUUCCGUGUGGUUUUUACACUACGCGUAUAAUGGCGAGCUCGGCUAACUCGAACCCAGUGCCUAAAUUAUACAAGUCUGUGAUCGAGGAUGUCAUCAGCGAGGUGCGAGAGCUGUUCCUGGAUGAAGGAGUGGAUGAGCAAGUUCUCCUGGAGCUGAAAACGCUCUGGGAAAACAAGCUGCUCCAGUCGAAGGCAGUGGAGGGCUUCCACACGGAGGAGCAGGCAGCCCUGCAGGCCGCCCAGCAGCAGCAGCAGCAACAGCAGCAGGUUCAGCACGUCCAGCAGGUGACGCAGGUGACGCAGCCAGCGCAGGCCCAGCAGGUCAUCCUCCCCCCCCAGCAGCAGCAAGGUGGGUCUGCGCCGCAGUUCGGCCAUGGAAAACGCACUAAACGCCAGACCUGUGACACAUAUUUAUAUAUUUUUUCAUCUGCAGCUCCCCAGCAGCAAGUCAUUGUUCAGGAUCCCAAGAUCCUGCAGCACAUGAGUGCAACAGGGAUGAGUGCAGCAGCGACCGCAGCAACGCUGGCCUUGCCCACAGGCGUCACCCCGUACCAGCAGCUCAUCACCAGCCAGGGUCAGAUCCUGCAGGUGGUCCGCGGUCCCAACGGCACGCAGUACAUCAUCCAGCAGCCGCAGCAGCAGAUCCUCCUGCAGCAGCAGAUGCAGCCCGGCGGCGUGCAGGCGCCCGUCAUACAGCAGGUUCUGACUCCCCUGCAGGGCGGUCUGUCCCAGCAGACGGGCGUCAUCAUUCAGCCGCAGCAGAUUGUCUUAACCCCAGGAAACAAGGUCCAAGGCAACGCACAGGUGAUGCAGGCGGCAGCCAUGGCCCCGCAGCCCGGCCAGGCCCCCCCGCAGCCUCAGGUCCAGCAGGUGCAGCAAGUGCAGCAGGUCCAGCAGGUCCAGGGAGCCGUUGCACCGCAGGCCCCGCAGCCCCAGCAGGCCCAGGCUCAGCCGCAGCCUCCCAUGAUGCUUCAGGUGGACGGCGCCGGGGACACGUCCUCGGACGAGGACGAAGACGAGGAGGAAGAGUACGACGAAGACGAGGAGGAGGAGAAGGACAAGGAGGCCGGAGAGGACGGGCAGGUUGAGGAGGAGCCGCUGAACAGCGGGGACGAUGUCAGUGACGAGGAAGACCAGGAGCUGUUCGACACGGAGAACGUAGUGGUGUGCCAGUAUGACAAGAUUCACAGAAGUAAGAACAAAUGGAAAUUCCACCUGAAGGACGGGAUCAUGAACCUGAACGGCAGAGAUUUCGUUUUCUCCAAAGCCAUCGGGGACGCCGAGUGGUGAGGCGGACAAAAGCCUCGAACUCUGAAACUCCCCGUCCGGUCGACGGAUACUUCAGCUGUCCUUCCAUAUCCUGCGACCGGAUUUCCUUCAGGAAGAAACUUCUGAGUCUUUGAGAACUCUGCCGAACCCCAAAGGAUUGCGAGGUACCGUUUAAAAAGAAAAAAAAAAACCUGGGUGUCAUCCAUCUAAAAACAACAAAACAACACUCGACGAGCCUCGCAGGAUGAGAAACCUACAGGAGGAGGGAGAGCCUGUGAACACAUCAUUGUUUCCCUUCUCUCUUUUUCUCCCCCCCACCUCCCACCAUCCCACCACCACUUCUUCAAGGCUCCUCUUGCCUUUUUUCCUGAGAGAAUUCCCAAAAGUAAGCAUUUCCCGUCACGCAGGUGUUGUGGACCAGGGUGAAGUGACCUGCUCUCGGCCACCGGAGGUCCGAGGUCGUUCGUUGUAACCCCACAGAUGAGAGAAAAACAAACAAAAAAAAACGACAAAAAACACACCUUCUUUUUAAUGCACUGUAGUCGGUUGACUGGAUUGACUCGUGUCUACGUUUAAGUCCAAACUUAGUGCCACCAGUCAAACUCGCUGCCUUUUAGAAAGACCAGAAUCACCUGUUUGUUUUGGCUUCUAAUCUUCUUUUUCUUUUUUUUCUUUUUCUUUUUUGGAUCAUUUCAUCUCUUUUUAUGAAAAUGGUGCUCCAGAGUAUGUCAUGUACUUAAACUAUUAUUGCUUUAUUUUUUUUAUUUUUUUUAAACGUGAUUUAAUGAAGCAAAGGUAAAUUUACAUUAAUCUAUAAGAUAAUAAUUCGGGCUUUCAUUUUUUUUUUUUCUUCUUCCAAAUCAAGAAUACUGUUAUUUCUCUGGAGCUUCAUUCAUCUUUUAUCCUUUUAAAGAAAAAAAAGAAAAGAAAAAAAUUACCAAAAUAAAAUAAUUCAUUUAAGAUCUGUCCAAAAUGUGCAGAAGUUUGCCACAUUAGUGCAUCUUUGCAAUCUUUUAAAUUACAUUUUUUUUUUUUGCUUUUACUUUAGUUCUCUGCAGCCGUCUAAAGAUUUGCACUGUCAGUUUAUCAAUGUGUCGUGAGGUCAGUCUGUUCAGGUAAUCGUCAAUAGCAGCAGCGUCUUUGUUUUCUGUGUGCGUGCGUGCGUGCGUGCGUGCGUGCGUGCGUGCGUGCGUGUGUUUGUGUGUGUGACUGACGGACUGUACAGGCUCAUGGAAACAUCCUACAGUCUCCCAAAUGCCACAGCAGAAGGCGUGAUGUCCAUUCUUUUAUUUAUUGCUGAAAGUUCAUCAUAUGUUCAUUUUUUUUUUCUUUAUUUCUUGUUGAAAGUUUGGAAAGCAGCACCAAACUGUGCUCUUAUCAUCCAGAAAGUGUUCCUUUUUUUUUUUUUUUUUUUUCAUGUUUCUUUUCUUCUUUUCAGUUGGCUGGACAAAAAGCUAAAGUCGCUGUUUUCCAAAUCAUUUCGUCCACCGUUUUCUCUUGUGCUUUCGUUUUAUUCAUGACUUUUAAAAUGAUAUUUUCUAUCAAAGUGAGUUAAAUUGGGGGUGGGGGGUAUGUGAGUGUGUGUGUGUGUUUCUGCAGUUUGUUUUUAGUGCCCCUGUUGCAUCAAUUCGAAAUAAAGUGUUUUUUAUUUUAUUUUAUUUUUGACUGUAACGUCAAUUCGAAUGUUGGUUGAGUUGUACGUUUUUUGAAUAAACCAGAUCAGCACAUACUUUUAAACACAAAAACACAGGUACAGGAGCUGGAAUAGGAAUAAAAUGUAAAAUAAAAUAUUUUUCCACAUUUCCAUAAUUACGAUGUUGCUUCAUGAGUGACGUGCACGGAUAACAGGGCUGUUAAGCUCACGUAGGCACCGGAGGUUAAGUCACCCUGUGAAGUCUCCGGUUCCCUGGAGACGGCGUUCAGUAGCUCCGGGUUUUUUUCCCCAUCUCUGAAAUCAAAGUAGCUCCUCGUCACUGACUCAUUUUACAUUUUUUUUAUUUUUUUGUGCAUCUCCAUCUCUGGUUGUCGCCUGUGCCUUUUUGAACCUUAGUUCAGUUUUCUCUGUGUUCACAGAAUAUUAGAGGAUGGGGACGAUGUCCAUUAAAAUUGUAUUCUUUCUAAGUGUGUGUGUAUGUGUGUGUGUUCUAACUGCUGUUCAGAUAUUUAAAGAAAUGUAAGUUCAUAUUACUCAUUUAAUUUUCUUAAAUUAAAACAUGUUUGGAACAAAA
Cololabis saira (Pacific saury) is the source of this 3605-nucleotide messenger RNA. It is a transcript of the gene gtf2a1, whose product is annotated as general transcription factor IIA, 1. The transcript is spliced from 9 exons. NCBI's taxonomy places the organism in Eukaryota, Metazoa, Chordata, Actinopteri, Beloniformes, Belonidae. Gene Ontology annotation, cellular component: transcription factor TFIIA complex. Bases 139 to 1398 code for a protein of 419 amino acids. The record is from RefSeq and is a predicted model, not a curated record. Gene Ontology annotation, biological process: transcription by RNA polymerase II; transcription initiation at RNA polymerase II promoter.